This is a messenger RNA of Spinacia oleracea (spinach), 2301 nucleotides long. RefSeq lists its product as uncharacterized. NCBI's taxonomy places the organism in Eukaryota, Viridiplantae, Streptophyta, Magnoliopsida, Caryophyllales, Amaranthaceae. Bases 1 to 2301 code for a protein of 766 amino acids. The transcript has a single exon. The record is from RefSeq and is a predicted model, not a curated record.
AUGUCGUUCGCUCAAAGAGAUAGAGAGCCGUUAAGGGAUUAUCUCACCCGCUUUAACAACGAGUCAAUCACUAUUCCCAAUUUGCAGCAGGAGGUUGCUGUUCUGGCUCUGAUGAGGGGAAUGCAAGAGUGCGAAUUCAAGAAAUAUCUCAGCCGGAAGUCAUACACCAAUCUGGGUGACGUCCUGCACAAGGCCAACGAGUACAUCAGGGCGGAUGAAAUGAUGAAGAUCUCCAAUGUGGUAGUGGCAACCGGCGGAAAUGUCGGGUACAAUCCAGGCUAUAACCCACAGACGGGAAAAGGAGGAAACAAUUUUCAUCAGAGCAAUAAUCAGCAAGGGGCAGGCCAGAGAAACCAGAAUAACAGAAAUGCCAAUCCACAAGGACAGAGAAGCCGGCAAGACAGAAGGGAGUCCAGAGGACUCUUUGAUAACUACACUCCGCUGAACACACCGCGGACGGCAAUUUAUAACAUAAACAACAAGAUGGACGGCUGGAGAAGGCCGCCACCAAUGCAGAGCAGGGAAAGGAAUGUCAAGAAAUUCUGUGACUUCCAUAAUGAGCACGGCCACCUAACAGAGGACUGCAGAGACCUCAAAGACAACAUUGAGGAUAUGGUCAGAAAGGGGUAUUUCUCACAGUAUAGGGCGAGGCAAGGAAAUGGUAACAACAACUCGGUGGGGGGAAACCCUACCAAUUCAUACCGGCCACAACAGCAAAAUCAACAACAAUACCCUAGAAUCGAGCAGCCAUAUCAGCCGCCUAGAAUCGAGCAAAAACAGCCGGAAACCAGUGCCAGAGCAGAACAGAGGGAUGGCGUGAAAAAACCACCCGUGUAUGUAAUUUCUGGCGGCCCAGUCCACGGAGGGACAAUAAGCGGCGCCAGUAGAAGCUUGGAGGAACACAGGCACAUGGUAAACUUUCACAACACAAGAGUGUGGCCUAACCCACCCAGCAUACCAGUGAUGACGUUCUCGGAAUCGGAUUGCAGAGGCAUCAUUUUCCCGCAUGAUGACCCACUAGUUCUUACAAUUGAUAUAGCAAAUGCCGAUGUGAACAGAGUACUGGUAGACGGCGGCAGCUCAGCAAACAUCAUCUUCUGGGAAGCCUUCAAACAAUUGCACAUACCAGAGGACGAGCUUCAAAGGGUGAACUACCCAGUAAUCGGUUUCUCAGGAUCUACAGUGUACCCAGAGGGUAGUAUAAGGCUGCCGGUGAAAAUCGGAGAAGGAUCUGAAAUGCGAGAUCUCAUGGUGGAUUUCCUAAUCAUUAAAGUACCAGCGGCCUACAAUGUGAUCAUCGGUCGCCCAUUCAUACAUGACGUGCAGGCGGUAGUCUCCACCUAUCACUUGACAAUGAUAUAUAUGUCGAACCUGGAAAGGCCGGCAAAGAUAAGGGGAAGUCAGUUGGCGGCAAAGUCCUGUUACUUGACUGCUUUGAGAACACCGGGAAGAAUGGUCCCAGAAGUGAACUUGACUACUGAGCCGGCAAGGCAAGAGGUACACUUGACUACUAAGCCGGCAAGACAGGAACAACUGUCAAAAAGGAAGAGCUGCACAAAAAGGGGUCGAACCGACCUGAACAUGGAACACUUUGAUGAGAGGCCGGUAUCAGCACCAAGACCAAUGCCAGAUGGUCUGACAGAAAAUAUCGAGCUGGAGGUUGGAAACAUGGAUAGAACAGUCGUGAUCGGUACAGAAAUGGGGAGUGACAUGAAGGUUAACCUCAUAAGCUUGCUGAGAGAGCACGCGGACAUCUUCGCAUUCUCGGCGGAUGAGAUGCCUGGUAUCGAUCCAGAGAUAAUGGUUCACCGAUUAAACGCCGACAGAAAUGUUAGGCCUGUACGGCAGAAAAAACGUAAUUUCUCCACGGAAAAAAUGACAGCAAUACAAGAAGAGGUGGAUAAACUGCUGGCGGCAGGUUUCAUUGAGCCAUGUGACUACCCUGAAUGGUUGGCAAACGUAGUAAUGGUAAAAAAGUCAAGUGGGUCAUGGAGAAUGUGCGUAGAUUUCACUAACCUUAACAGAGCAUGUCCGAAAGAUUUCUACCCACUACCACGGAUUGAUAGGCUGGUAGACUCCACUAGCGGCCAUGCAAUGCUUAGUUUCCUAGAUGCUUUCUCAGGGUAUCAUCAGGUCAGCCUGCAUAAAUCAGACAGGAAGAAGGCGGCCUUUAUCACGGAUGCAGGAGUUUUCUGUUAUAAGGCGAUGCCAUUCGGGUUGAAGAAUGCAGGGGCAACGUAUCAAAGGCUGGUCGACAAGGUGUUUUCCGACCAAAAAGGCAGAACGUGGAGGUCUAUGUAG